AAAAUAAAAAGACCUUGCUUUGGAAUUAGAUCUACCUCAUUCGAGAUUAAAAAAAAAAAAAAAGAGAGAAAUUUUCAAGAUAGUUAAACCAGUUGUUCAAUCGAGGAUUUGAGAGAGAGCGCUGCAUACAUGGAUCAGAUACUGAACAAGGUUGGUUCCUAUUGGUUGGGCCAGAAGGCCAACAAGGAGCUCAAUUCUGUCGGCGACGACAUUAACUCAAUGUCGAGCAGUAUUGAAGGAGGAGCCAAAUGGUUAGUCAACAAAAUAAAAGGAAAAAUGCAAAAGCCAUUGCCGGAACUGCUUAAGGAGUAUGACUUGGCUGUAGGAAUCUUCCCUCGAGAUGCAACCAACUAUGAGUUUAAUGAGGAGACAGGAAAGCUUACUGUCUUUAUUCCCUCAAUCUGUGAAGUGGGCUACAAGGAUUCAUCUGUCUUGCGUUUCUCCGCCACUGUAACCGGGUAUUUGGAGAAAGGAAAACUGGCUGAUGUAGAGGGGAUUAAGACUAAGGUGAUGAUUUGGGUUAAAGUGACAUGUAUCACUUCUGAUGGAUCAAAGCUCCAUUUCACAGCUGGGAUGAAGAAAACCAGGAGUAGAGAGGCAUACGAGGUACUUAGAGAUGGAGUGAGCGUAGACAAAUUCUAAAGUGGUCAAGAUGUUUCUUAGGUACGAUGAUGCUGUGAAUAACUCCUUUGUUAUUCCUUCUGGAUCCUUUUGCAUGCAUUUCUCAUUGUAUGAGUACCAUGACUGAUUUAAAACUGAAUUUCUUAGUUCCUAUGGAAGUAUUUGUGAUACAGUGAAUUCCUUUAUAUUGAUAUUAGAUCACGCAAAUAGAUUACCAA
Molecule: messenger RNA, 839 nt
Organism: Hevea brasiliensis (rubber tree)
Lineage: Eukaryota; Viridiplantae; Streptophyta; Magnoliopsida; Malpighiales; Euphorbiaceae
Exons: 3
Coding region: 130-642 (170 amino acids)
Source: RefSeq, a predicted model, not a curated record